This is a messenger RNA of Penicillium bovifimosum, 1212 nucleotides long. Its product is annotated as Zn(2+) transporter YKE4. The record is from RefSeq and is a predicted model, not a curated record. Gene Ontology annotation, molecular function: zinc ion transmembrane transporter activity. Lineage: Eukaryota; Fungi; Ascomycota; Eurotiomycetes; Eurotiales; Aspergillaceae. Bases 1 to 1212 code for a protein of 403 amino acids. Gene Ontology annotation, biological process: zinc ion transmembrane transport; intracellular zinc ion homeostasis. The transcript is spliced from 4 exons. Gene Ontology annotation, cellular component: membrane.
AUGGCUUCUCGCUUCUUUCCUUCGCGUAGAACAGGCUUUGCCCUGGUUGCAGGAUGUCUCUUGUUCUCCGCCCUGGCUGCCGCCAAAGUGAGCCCCGGGGAGCUCUCUGUCAGCCAGAUAGAGGAGCAAUUGCAGAGCUGUCCGCUAGUCGAGUCACUUAAUGAACACAAGCGUGCUACUCGCCCAGAAACUACUAGCUUGACAUCGAAGAUCUUCGCGGUCCUCUUCCCCAGCACCCCAGCCGUGAAUGCGCUGCUCGCAACUCUGUACAUCUCCGGUCCACCCAACUUUCUCCUGGCACUAUGCCCACCGAACAUCGACCCCUCCUCACUCUCCGUGAUGGUCGCCUUUGCUGUCGGCGGCCUCCUCGGUGACACACUCUUCCACCUCCUCCCGGAGAUAUUCGUCGGCGAAGCCUCCCCAGACCACGUCAGCUUUGUAAUGGUCGAGCCAAACAAGAACCUUCUCCUCGGCCUCGGCAUCAUGGUCGGCUUCUUCACCUUCGUCGCAAUGGACAAGACGCUGCGCAUCUUGACAGGCGGGGAGGGCGGCCACGACCACUCGCACAGCCACACACACACCGAGUCCAUUUCCGCAACUACCUCCAGCUCCGAGACUAAGAAAUCCACCGGCGAGCUGAAGAAGCGCAAGUCCGCAAAGCAGACUGAGCCCGUCCCUGAGAAAGAGAUUAACCCCAGCGUCAAGCUCGGCGGGUACCUCAAUCUCAUUGCUGACUUCACGCACAAUAUCACCGACGGCCUUGCGCUAUCUUCUUCUUUCUAUGCGUCGCCUACCAUCGGCGCCACGACUACGGUUGCCGUUUUCUUCCAUGAGAUCCCACAUGAAGUCGGUGAUUUCGCUCUGCUUAUCCAGUCUGGCUUCUCGAAGCGCAAGGCUAUGGGUGCGCAGUUUGUUACUGCUAUCGGUGCUUUCUUGGGUACGUCGAUUGGCAUUGCUGUUCAGGAGUUUGGUGGUAAUGGAACCAUGUUGGAUGAUGCCUCGUCUGUUGGGCUUAUGGGGACUAGCCUUACGUGGGGUGAUAUGCUUCUUCCUUUCACGGCCGGUACGUUUUUGUAUGUUGGUACCGUGGCUGUGAUUCCUGAGUUGCUGGAGACUGGUAAGGAUAAGGGUGUUGAGGUGCGGAAAACUAUCACGCAGUUUUUGGCGGUUGCUCUUGGUGCUGGUAUUAUGCUUGCUAUUUCUUGGGAUUGA